UAUACAUUCGACAGUCAAUAGCAAACUGGGAGUUGAAAGAUGGAAGUCUCUUCCAGUUUGUAUCUUGCAGUACUUUAUGGGACUUUUUUAAGUCUACUACUUGGUUAUGGAAGUUUAGGGUGCUUGGAAGAAGAAAAAGUUGGUCUUUUGCAACUUAAAGCUUCCAUCAAUCACCCAAAUGGCACAGCCCUUUCUUCUUGGGGAGGGGAGGUUGGUGAUUGCUGCAGAUGGGAGAAUGUCACAUGUGAUAACAAAACAAACCGAGUCAACCAACUUUCUCUUAGUUAUAUCAGACUUGACGGAGGGUUGGGAAACUGGUCCUUGAAUGCCUCCCUACUUCUUCCCUUCCAGCAACUUCAAAUAUUAGAUCUGAGUGACAACCAUUUGACAGGCAUUCAAGGCAUACUAAGAUUGAAAAAAUUACGAGUUCUGAAUCUUGAUUUGAAUUGGUUGACAACAAUUCCAAUUUUAAGUGCCCUACCUUCACUCAAGGUUCUGGAUCUUAGCUACAAUCUUAUAAAUUCUUCCCAAUUGCAAGGACUAAAAUAUUUGAGCAGGCUGGAGGUGUUGAAUCUAAAGUCGAAUAGUUUAAUGGGUGGUAUUCCAACAAUUAUUGGCACUUUGAGAUAUCUUAAAUCCUUAUCUCUUGGCUUCAAUCAUUUAAAUGGUUCUUUAUCCAUGGAAGGUGAGUGGCUAGGAUUUUGAAUUUUUUAUGGAUUCCACACAUAGAUUUGUUAACUAGUUCCCAUGUGAGUGUUAUUCUAAGUUGCAAAUAUAUUUAUUCCAAUUGCAAAACAAGCUUUAUUAGAGUUAGCAAAUAAAAAUGAAACAACUUAAUUUUCUUCACUUACAUUUGACAUUGCACUUUUUAUGAUUCAUAUUAUUUUGAUUUAAAAUUAUAAUUUUAAGCAUUUAAUUUUUACCUUGUACUUCCUUUAUGAUUCAUCAACUUUUGAUCUAAAUUGAACUUUUAACCACACACAUCAAGUAACACCUAUAUACAAAAAUAGGACUUAUUCAUAAUUCUAAAUUUGACUGAUAAUUUUAAUUUUGAUGACACAUGCACAUGUACCAACAUCAUGUUGAGUAUCACAAACAACUAUGGUUUAUGGAAAUUCUAAGUUUGAUUGAUUGGCGAUUUUGAGUUUGAUACAAAGAACUCAAGAACACAAAUACGACCUAUUAGUAGUUUUACGCUGAAUAUUUAGAAUCUAUUUAGUAGUAAUUCUAGGAAGCAUUUCUAAC
Messenger RNA from Vitis riparia (riverbank grape), 1245 nucleotides. Its product is annotated as leucine-rich repeat receptor-like protein kinase PXC2. The transcript has 3 exons. The coding region runs from base 40 to 705 and encodes 221 amino acids. NCBI's taxonomy places the organism in Eukaryota, Viridiplantae, Streptophyta, Magnoliopsida, Vitales, Vitaceae. Gene Ontology annotation, molecular function: protein binding. The record is from RefSeq and is a predicted model, not a curated record.